GCAAUGGCGUCUGGGCUGGUGAGACUGCUCCAGCAGGGGCCUCGCUGCCUCCUGGCUCCGGCCGUCCUGACGCUCGUUUCUCCAGUUCGGGGAGUGAAGAAGGGGUUCCGCACCGCCUUACGCUUCCAGAAGGAAUUAGAACGGCGGCGCCUACUGCAGUGCCCGCCGCCGCCUGUGCGCCGUUCAGAGAAGCCCAACUGGGAUUACCAUGCUGAAAUACAAGCUUUUGGACAUCGGUUACAGGAAACCUUUUCCUUAGAUCUUCUCAAAACUGCAUUUGUUAACAGCUGCUAUAUUGAAAGUGAGGAGGCCAAACGCCAAAAACUUGGAAUAGAGAAAGAAGCUGUUCGUCUGAAUCUUAAAGAUAAUCGAGAACUAUCUGAAGAAGGGAUAUCUUUUGCACAAACUUGCCUCACACAAUUUUUUGAAGAUGAGUACCCAGACUUGCCCACUGAAGGUAUCAAAAGUCUUGUUGACUUUCUCACUGGUGAGGAAGUUGUGUGUCACGUGGCUAGAAACUUGGCUGUGGAGCAGUUGACACUGAGUGCAGAAUUUCCAGUGCCCCCAACUGUAUUAAAGCAGACUUUCUUUGCAGUAAUUGGUGCCCUGCUACAGAGUAGUGGGCCUGAGAGGACUGCACUUUUCAUCAGGGUAGGUAAUUAUUAAUUGCACA
Molecule: messenger RNA, 673 nt
Organism: Galeopterus variegatus (Sunda flying lemur)
Lineage: Eukaryota; Metazoa; Chordata; Mammalia; Dermoptera; Cynocephalidae
Gene: MRPL44
Product: mitochondrial ribosomal protein L44
Exons: 2
Coding region: 4-666 (220 amino acids)
Biological process (GO): RNA processing
Molecular function (GO): ribonuclease III activity
Source: RefSeq, a predicted model, not a curated record